Molecule: messenger RNA, 2021 nt
Organism: Betta splendens (Siamese fighting fish)
Lineage: Eukaryota; Metazoa; Chordata; Actinopteri; Anabantiformes; Osphronemidae
Product: intermediate filament protein ON3-like
Exons: 9
Coding region: 95-1447 (450 amino acids)
Biological process (GO): intermediate filament organization; keratinization
Cellular component (GO): keratin filament
Molecular function (GO): structural constituent of skin epidermis
Source: RefSeq, a predicted model, not a curated record
GCGGCCGCGGUCCUGCACUCAGAGGGACUCGGCUCUCCUUUUGAAUGCAUGCUUAAACGAAGCUCUUCUCUGCUCACACUCGAUCACUUUCACCAUGGCCAGCAGGAAGUCAUACUCUGUCCACAACUACGGCGGCAGCACCAGGAGGUCCUACGCGGGACCCGGCAGCCUCUCCGUCCAGAGGAGCUCCUACGGCGUGGGUUCCGGCGUCGGCGGCUUCAGUAGCAGCAGCGCGUACAGUUUGGGCAUGGGCUUCGGCGGCGCCGCCGUCCCUCAACAGAUCACAGCCGUCCAGUACAACCAGAGCCUGCUGUCGCCUCUGAACCUGGAGAUCGACCCGCAGAUCCAGGUCGUCCGCACCCAGGAGAAGGAGCAGAUCAAGACCCUCAACAACCGCUUCGCCAGCUUCAUUGACAAGGUCCGCUUCCUGGAGCAGCAGAACAAAAUGCUGGAGACCAAAUGGAAGCUCCUGCAGGAACAGACCACCACCCGCUCCAACAUCGACUCCAUGUUCGAGGCCUACAUCGCCAACCUGCGCCGGGAGCUGGACGGGCAGUCCAACGAGAAGAUGAAGCUGGAGGGGGAGCUGAAGAACAUGCAGGGUCUGGUGGAGGACUUCAAGAAGAAGUACGAGGAUGAAAUCAACAAACGUGCAGCUGCAGAGAAUGAGUUUGUGCUCCUCAAGAAGGAUGUUGAUGCCGCCUACAUGAACAAAGUUGAGCUGGAGGCCAAAAGGGAUGCUCUUAAUGAUGAGAUCAGCUUCCUCAAGGCCCUCUUCGACACUGAGCUCCAGGAGCUGCAGAGCCAGAUCAAGGACACCUCCGUCGUCGUGGCGAUGGACAACAGCCGCAACCUCGACAUGGACGCUAUUGUUGCAGAAGUGCGUGCGCAGUACGAGGAAAUCGCCAACAAAACCAAAGCUGAAGCAGAGAACUGGUACAUUCAGAAGUACGAGGAGAUGCAGACCUCCGCCGGACAGUACGGCGAUGACCUGCGCUCCACCAAGGCCGAGAUCGCCGAACUCAACCGCAUGAUCAACCGCCUUCAGAACGAGAUCGAGACCGUCAAGGGACAGAAAACCAACCUGGAGGCUCAGAUCGCGGAGGCCGAGGAGCGCGGCGAACUGGCGGUGAAGGACGCCAAGCAGCGCAUCAGGGACCUGGAGGCGGCUCUGCAGAGGGCCAAGCAGGACAUGGCCCGGCAGGUCCGCGAGUACCAGGAGCUGAUGAACGUGAAGCUGGCGCUGGACAUCGAGAUCGCCACCUACAGGAAGCUGCUGGAGGGCGAGGAGUCCAGGCUGGCCUGCGGAGGCCCCAGCGCCACCGUCCACGUGCAGCAGUCCUCCGGAGGCGGCGGAUAUUCCGGCGGAUCCAGCUACGGCGGCAGCUACGGCAACCAGAACGUGAUCACCAAGACCACCCUGUCGACCAUCAAGAGAAGCUAUUAAAAGGAGAGCCGCGCCGUCCCUCUUGAAUCGGACCUGAGACCUGCGCCCCGUCACGGCGCUGCCUUCGACACCAGAGCCGAACACCCAACCACUCGGUGAUUCCUGAAGUGCCACAAACUUUCAGGAAUCACUGGUGUUUUAUCUUAUCACUGUACUUUCCACAGACCUCACGUCAGGGCAGAGAGCAAGGAAACAUUGAUCCUGUCUGAAGGGACAUUAAAAAACUGAAAGUUAGAAAUGAGCAAAAAAAUCAUUUUUCAGUACUUUAUCUCACCACGUUAUUCUGUACUGUAGUGCACCAAUAGCCUGCUGUUAUAUGUUCACGUACUGAUAUUGGAAGCAAGUCACUUACCACGUCCAAAUGUCUUGAACUUACAGGUUUAAACACUUUGAACUGCUAAUGAUUUCUUCUCAUUCGUACUUUUCUGACAAAAUGGUUUUCUGCUUUUUUUUUCUUCCCUCGCCUUCAAGCUAAAACCAGGUUUAUUUAGUGAAAGUUUUACGAGCAGACAAACGUUGCCAAUGCGUAAAUCGGAUCGAGUACAUCACAAUAAAGUAAAUCUGAGAACCCAAA